Molecule: messenger RNA, 2136 nt
Organism: Carassius auratus (goldfish)
Lineage: Eukaryota; Metazoa; Chordata; Actinopteri; Cypriniformes; Cyprinidae
Product: potassium voltage-gated channel subfamily G member 1-like
Exons: 3
Coding region: 270-1838 (522 amino acids)
Biological process (GO): potassium ion transmembrane transport; protein homooligomerization; action potential
Cellular component (GO): voltage-gated potassium channel complex; membrane
Molecular function (GO): delayed rectifier potassium channel activity
Source: RefSeq, a predicted model, not a curated record
UGAUGUGUGUGUAAAGAGGGAGCGAGCCGGAGCCUGUUGCUCAUAUCAUCAAAUGUGCCGCCCGCCAGCGCUCCAGAAGCUCCACAGCCUGUUGAGGGAUCAGAUGGAGUCGAACGCUGAGCAGCACACUGUAUUUGUCCUCCUCCUUCUAGAGUAAAAGCGAAACAAUCCUUAUAAAUGCCAUGAACACUCUCAACUACAGAUGAACUACGGUCAUUCUUUGAGAGGAAGCGCUGGGCUACAGGCAUGUGACCGCCGCUGAGCUAAAGAUGACUUUACUGGGAGGCGAUGGUUCGGAUUACGACUACAGUGCUUUAAGUUGCACCUCGGACGACUCUCUGAACGGGCCCCCCAUCCAGGAACGAGAGGCCCUCAAGGGUGUUUAUUACAAACGGGCGCAACACCUGCCUCUGACCGACCCCAAUAUCACCGAUGCGCUCCAUCUGGACGACAACGGCAACCUGCCUUCCUGCGGCCAGCGGCUGCACGUCAUCAUUAACGUGGGCGGCCUGCGGUACCAGCUUCCCUGGACCACGCUGGAGGACUUCCCCCUCUCGCGUCUGGGCCAGUUGCAUCUGUGCAGCAGCUUUGACGAGAUCAUGCGGGUGUGCGACGACUACGACGUGGUCCACAACGAGUUCUUCUUCGACCGCAGUCCCUGCGCCUUCCAGACCAUCCUCACCUUCCUGCGCGCCGGGAAACUGCGCUCUCUGCGCGAGAUGUGCGCCCUGUCCUUCCGAGAAGAGCUGCUCUAUUGGGGCGUCCCGGAGGAGAGCUUGGAGUGGUGCUGCCGGAGACGCCUCCUGCAGCGCGUGGAGGAGUGCAACGAGUUAGAGCGGGUGGCAGAGGAGGACGAGGAGAAUGAGGAUGACAGCCAAAGCAGUUUGACCAGAGAGUCUCGCCUCAGCCGCUGGAUGGGAAAGCUAAGAGACAUGGUGGAGAAGCCUCACUCCGGCCUGCCGGGGAAGAUCUUCGCCUGCCUUUCGGUGCUGUUCGUCACGAUAACAGCCAUCAACCUGUCCAUAAGCACCAUGCCUGCUAUGAGGGAGGAGGAGGAGACGGGUAAAUGCUCUCAGAUGUGCUACAACAUCUUCAUCGUGGAGACGGUGUGUGUGGCCUGGUUCUCACUGGAGUUCACGCUGCGCUUCAUCCAAGACCGCAGCAAGCUGGCCUUCCUCCGGCGGCCGCUCAACCUGAUCGACGUCAUAGCCAUCCUGCCCUACUACAUCACGCUGGUGGUGGACAGCACCUCCACGGGCGAGAAGCGCUUGGGCUCAGGCAACAGCUAUCUGGACAAAGUGGGCCUGGUGCUGCGCGUGCUGCGGGCAUUACGCAUCCUCUACGUGAUGCGGCUGGCGCGCCACUCUCUUGGACUGCAGACUCUCGGGCUGACGGCGCGCCGGUGCACGCGGGAGUUCGGCUUGCUCCUCCUCUUCCUCUGCGUGGCCAUAGCUCUCUUCUCCCCGCUGCUCUACCUGAUUGAGAACGAGGCCGGGGUCACGCGAGAGUUCAGUAGCAUUCCUGCAACGUACUGGUGGGCCGUGAUCACCAUGACCACGGUGGGUUACGGCGACAUGGUGCCGCGCAGCAUCCCCGGACAGGUGGUGGCGCUCAGCAGCAUCCUCAGCGGGAUCCUGCUCAUGGCGUUCCCCGUCACCUCCAUCUUCCACACGUUCUCGCGCUCCUAUGUGGAGCUCAAGCAGGAGCAGCAGCGGCUGCUGCAGCGCAGGACGCACUUUCUGCUGCGCAGCCGCAUCGCAGGUCUCAGUAGCAACCUGUCACUGGAGAGCGACGUGCUUUUUCCUAGCACCUCGUCUGAUCACAGAAACCGAGAGUAAUAGGAGUUCAAGAAAGUGUAGGGUGCUAAUGGACGCGAAAUAUGAAGCUGCUGUUUUGAAUGUCGUUUUACAUGUUGUCCAUCAACAAUCCAUUAAAGGGAUAGGUAAAAAAAAAAAAAAUCAAAAAUGAAAAUUCUGUCACCAUUUACUCGCCCCCAUGUCCUUCCACAGCCCAAGAAUUUGGUUAAAGCGCUUCCCAAAAAUGAAUGAAAAUUCUGUCAUCAUUUACUCAUCCUCAAGUUGUUCCAAACCUGUUUGAGAUUAAUUCUUCUUCUGAACACAAAAGAAGAGAUCUGGA